Messenger RNA from Caenorhabditis elegans, 1274 nucleotides. RefSeq names its product Platelet-activating factor acetylhydrolase homolog 2 (gene paf-2). Gene Ontology annotation, molecular function: 1-alkyl-2-acetylglycerophosphocholine esterase activity. NCBI's taxonomy places the organism in Eukaryota, Metazoa, Nematoda, Chromadorea, Rhabditida, Rhabditidae. The record is from RefSeq and is marked reviewed.
AGAUAUACAAUGGGUAGCUAUAUCUCGUCGCCACAAGUUCUAACACGCCAGGUGUCGGGUCAGUUUCAAGUCGGGUGCAAGGAUUUAAUGAUCGAUGGAACAGUUCUCGGAGAUCGUGGAUUGUUUAUGAGACUUUAUUUUCCGACGGAUUCUCAAGCCGCCGACAUCUCUUCAUAUCCAUUAUGGCUUCCUAAACCUCAAUAUGCACACGGACUUGGUGAAUAUUUAGGCCAAUCUUCUCAGAAAAUGAAUGUUAUUACAUCAACCGUUGUUGGAGAAAAAAGGGAAGAUUGUAUUGAGAAUGCUCAGAUGUCAACAAAAUGUGACAAAUGGCCGAUUGUCGUGUUCUCCCAUGGUCUCGGUGGUUCGCGCACGUUCUACUCCACGUACUGCACGUCGUUGGCCUCUCACGGCUACGUUGUCGCAGCUGUCGAACAUAAGGAUCAUUCCGCAUGUUGGACCUACCAAUUGACGGAGAAAAAUGGAGAGUUGGUGGAACAGCCGAUCAAGAUCAAACUGAUCGAGAAGAAUGAAAAAAAUGAAUUCAAGAUUAGGAAUCAACAGGUUGGAAAAAGAGUCACCGAAUGUGUCAAGGCUCUCAAUGUGUUGGAACAACUUAACCUGGGAACUGUCCCCGAGAAAGUUUUGAUUGGAAAUGAUUACAACUGGGCACAAUUCAAGAAUAAGUUGGUCAUGUCAUCCGCUUCUGUCAUUGGACAUUCAUUUGGCGGCGCAACAUCUUUGGCAUCAUCCGCCUACACAACGGACUUCCAAAAAGCAAUUGUUUUCGAUGGCUGGAUGUACCCACUGGACUCAACUCAACAAGAGCAAGCGAAGCAGCCAACGCUGUUUUUGAAUGUUGGAGAUUGGCAGUGGAAUGAGAAUUUGGACGUUAUGAAAAAAAUCAUCUCACACAAUGAUGGGAAUCUUGCGUUGACUUUGAAUGGUGCGGUGCAUCAAUGCUUCUCCGAUUUUCCAUUCAUUUUCCCAUCGUGGCUCGCAAAGAAAUUUGGAGUUCAGGGCCGAACGGAACCAUCAUUGUGCAUGCAAGCUGCCAUCGAACUUUCUCUCGCUUUUCUUGAAAAUGGAAAGGAUGGAGCUCAAAAGUUGAAAGAUGAAAAGUUUUCUAGCUUCAUCAGCAACGAGAUUUAUGGACGUGAAAAAUACAAACUUUAAAUUUUGUAUCCUGUUUUGUGAAUUUAUCAUCGAGUUUGUUAUCUCACGGGUAUCUAUCAUCUCCCAGUCAAACCAAUUGCCAAUAAACAUUUUUAUUU